Messenger RNA from Onychostoma macrolepis, 2296 nucleotides. Its product is annotated as hemagglutinin/amebocyte aggregation factor-like. The transcript has 5 exons. NCBI's taxonomy places the organism in Eukaryota, Metazoa, Chordata, Actinopteri, Cypriniformes, Cyprinidae. The record is from RefSeq and is a predicted model, not a curated record. Gene Ontology annotation, cellular component: extracellular matrix. Gene Ontology annotation, biological process: collagen fibril organization. Bases 87 to 608 code for a protein of 173 amino acids. Gene Ontology annotation, molecular function: extracellular matrix structural constituent.
ACGUAUUGGUGCCCAUAAGUCCUGAAGGCCUUAUAAAAGCAGAAGUUUUGUCUCAAGCUGUCUUUGUAACUUCACUCGACCACAACAUGAAGAGAGCUGCUUCAUUCCUGCUGCUGACGAGUCUCUUGGUCAACGGACAAGAAUUACGCUGGGAGAACACUUUCGAUGAGCCUCUAGAUUUUAAGUGCCCUUCGGGACAGUCAAUAUCCUCCAUAAAGAGCCAACAUCACAAUCAUCACGAGGACCGAAUGUGGGAGUUCGGCUGUAAAGACACCUUUGAUUCCGCUUCAGACUGUUUCUUGUCACCUAACGUCAAUGAUUUUGACCAAAAAUUCACCUUUGAGUGUCCACCACACCACAUCAUGACCGGAAUGAGCAGCUACCACAAUAACAAGCACGAAGACAGACGGUGGCAGUUCUUCUGCUGUAGAAGUACUGACCUCUGUACCGCUGACUGUGAGUGGACUACUUAUGUGAACAACUUUGAUGAGUAUUUCCACUGGACUGUACCAAACCAUAACUACCUGGUGGGUGCUGAAAGCUACCACGACAAUAAACAUGAAGACCGGCGCUGGAAGUACAAGUAUUGUGCCAAAGUGCAAUGCUGAGACUCACAAAUUCCCUCAAGUGCAAAUACACUCAAAUUCAAAUCUGAAAUGAAGAAGACAGGAUGGAAACAUAAUCAUAACUUCAGAAGAAAAAUGCUGAUAGGUAUAAGACUGUAUAUGAGAGUGUCUUGAAGUACUGUCAAAUCAGCCGAUAUGAAAUAAAAUUGAUAUAAAUCUGAAUAAAUCAUAAUUAUUUCUAAUUUAUAAAAUAAUUAGUGUUUGAACAAGCAUAUGAAUACCUUUUUUCAGGAAGAGAUACAAAAACUCUAACAACACUUUUUAAUUUAUGUAUUUUAUCAGCAUAAUAAUAGGAGUGGAAAUUUGAAUAGAAAAAUUUACAUGAAUUUCAGAAUGUCUUCAGCAUGACUUGAGAAGUUUAAUAGAAGAAGAACAUCUGAGUUCGCAUGGUCAGUGUCACAAUGUUUACAGUCGUCUUCUAUUUAUGACUGACAAUAUUAGAUGAGUAAAUGGAUAAAUACAUCACUUAAAAACAUAUAUUUGCUCUGUAAACCCUUAUCUUUGGAGUCAACAUGAUUCUGUAGAACAAUAUUUCCCAACCCUGUUCCUGGAGGAAAUACAAUAGUACAUAUUUACUGUAUUUUCCUGAUUCAACUCACGAGCUUGCAAUGAAGAAACAAACCUUGGGAUCAGUUGCUGAAUUCAAUUACAAUUAAAUUAGCUGUAUAUAUAAGCCAUUUCAACUUAAAUUAUAAUAAACUUGUUUAAAAAAAAAUAAUAAUAGUUGAAGCUUGUGCAACUGAUAAAAAGGUUGAAACUGCUUAACUUGUUUUGAUGCAUGUUUCAAUGUAAUAUAUUUUAGAAUAACAUGUAAAUGAAAAGUACAGGCUUUUAUAGGCUAUAAUGUGAACUCAACAUUCAGCCUCAAAAGGUUACUAAUUUUGUGAUAAUGACAUGCCCCAUUAUUUUGAGCUGCUUUGACCAGAAGUACGUUUUAAAGUUAGAUCAGUUUUUAAAAAGCAUUGGCAUUUGUUUUUUAGCAAUACAAUCAGAGGUGCUUUUAAUUUUUAUACGUAACAAACUAAAUGGAAAAUAACAAACUAAAGAUAUUAUUGGGCUUUGCAAUGCCACUGAAAACAAAAAUAACAUUUCAGAGAAAAUGAUGCUGUAUAUAUUUGAUUGAACUGUGUAUUUGAAGCGUAUUCUUUCACAGUUAAUUCAUACUGAUUUGUAAUUGUCUCACCUUCAAAGAUUGCAUCUCUUGUGUGUUGACGUUAUUUGAUGCAUUAUGUGGUGGUGUUACCUUAUGAACUGUGAUUACAUUAUAAAUUGCUGCAGUGUGUUUAUAAUAUUACAUUUACAUAAUACAUAACACAAUAAUACAUAAUACAUUUCUCAUAUACUACCCCAUUAUAUUAUGUGAAAAGUCAUGUUGAAAAUUGUUAUUACACUAUGAGCUUACAUAAUAUCAUAUUUGUUCUACAUUUUUAGAAAAAUAUUAUAUUAUGUAAGGAGGAUUAGGACUGGCAAGCUAAUCAACAUCAUAUAAAUAAAUAAAUAAAUAAAUUAAUUAAUUAAUUAAUUAAUUAAUUAAUUAACAGUGCCAAAUCUAUUAAAAUUCAUUCCACAAUGUCCAGCACAAUUGGGGUAAAAAAGGUGCAUAAGAUUUUUGUGGGUCUACCAAUAACGCAAAAAAUACUAUAGUACCAUGGAAAUUGGGCAUGAAACUU